Molecule: messenger RNA, 1461 nt
Organism: Durio zibethinus
Lineage: Eukaryota; Viridiplantae; Streptophyta; Magnoliopsida; Malvales; Malvaceae
Source: RefSeq, a predicted model, not a curated record
UUGGUAACGUAAAGGGUACUGGAUUCUGAGGAAGCUCGCCGAAUUCAAAAAAAAUUUGUAUAUAAGAUCACAGUCAAUCCCCAAACUCUCUCAACAGGAAACCCUAAAUAUUCCUUCCUUUUAAAGCUUCCACCUUUUUCACCUUUAAAUACCCUCACAACCUCUCAAACGCUUCUCACCAUUCUUCUAACAACAACCAAAAUUUCUCUCUUUUUAGUCGAAGGCUGCGAUACCAAGAACUUCUUUUCUGUUCUUUUUUUUUUUUUUGGAAUCAAAAUAUCGAUCUUUUAGGAUUAUUGUUAAUGGUGGAAAAUUUUCGGAGGACUAGUAAUUUGAUGCUCUUCCUUUGCAAAACAAGGGCGAGCGCUCUCCUUAUUGUUUCUGCAGCUUCUGCUUUCGCAUUCGGUUCUUGCAAAGGAGGCUGGUACUACCGUUGCCUCGGCCUUGACCCAUAAACAACCCUGAAAUCUUUAGCCUCCGCCAAUAACCCAGAUUUUUUUUUGUUAAAAUCCAAGAAACUAAAAUAAACCCAUUUUUUUAAUCUCGGUUGUUGGUGAAAUAUUCAUUCAAUUUUGUUGGUUUGAUUUUUUCUCUUUUCUGGAUUUUGAUAAAGUUGAAAAGAUGUUGAUUUACAAGCAGAAAAAGAAUCAGGGUCCCAAGGGCAACAGGCUCUUGAUUAGCAUCACAGUUUUGGGAAGUGCAGGGCCGAUACGUUUCGUUGUUAACGAGGAGGAACUCGUUGCCAGUGUCAUUGAUACUGCUUUGAAAUCAUAUGCUCGUGAGGGUCGGCUUCCGGUUCUCGGAUCUGAUAUUAAUGAUUUCCUCCUUUAUUGUCCCAGUGCUCGAUCAGAUGCACUUUCUCCAUGGGAGACAAUUGGAUCACAAGAGGCACGCAAUUUCAUGUUGUGCAAGAAGCCAAGGACUGGCAAAAUGGAAGAUGAUGGAAGGUCGACUCAAGCAAUUACUAGGAAGGGAAGUGGGAAUUGGAAGAUUAAGAAAGGUGCGAAAGAAAGUAAGAAGUGGGAUCCCACCAUGUCCAAAUACAUUCAUUUCUGACGCCUUGCAGCUGCUCGAGUCUGACAGGAUGGCAAGACAGGAAUCUCAAUGCAAAAUUUGGGGCCGGCUUCUGGGAAACGCAUGGCUCUAAAUUAGGUGAUGAUGGUUUUAAGUUUGAUCUCUUGCUUCUAAACCUGCGAAUAUAUCAUGGUGAUCAAUGGAAGGUAGGAGACAAAUAUACCUGCUGAAAGCUUGGCCAUUGCUUUGUUCCCAUCUUCUGGUCCCGGCAAGAGAUUGAUAUCUUUGUUGCAUAUUUUUUGCAGCUCAAGUCUACUUAUCUUUCCAUUGAUAAACGGUAAGGUAGCAUUUAGUAUCAUUUUCAAAAUCACCAUGAUAAUGUAAUCAUUUAGCUGAUCUUAUCACUUAUGGUUUGAAAUUAUUUUAUUUGGUUAACAAUAAUUAAUU